Messenger RNA from Homalodisca vitripennis (glassy-winged sharpshooter), 1293 nucleotides. RefSeq names its product venom protease-like. Gene Ontology annotation, biological process: proteolysis. The coding region runs from base 1 to 1272 and encodes 423 amino acids. NCBI's taxonomy places the organism in Eukaryota, Metazoa, Arthropoda, Insecta, Hemiptera, Cicadellidae. The record is from RefSeq and is a predicted model, not a curated record. The transcript is spliced from 9 exons. Gene Ontology annotation, molecular function: serine-type endopeptidase activity.
AUGCAUGACGAUGCGAGUCCUGAGAGAGUUGGCUUGACAGAAGCGAAGUCAAAGUUGCUGUUGGUAGGAGUGAAUAUAUGCGUUCUGGCAGCACUGCAAGAAGUGGAUUCAACCGCAGCCUCUAAAGGUGUGAACUACCCACACAAAAGGCAGGUGGGGGAUGACCUCUGCUUCAUUCCAGAGACCUUGACCAACGGAUUGUACUCUAGCCAUGAGCGGAGAUGCCCUCCAGGCGAUAACAGUGCUGCAUGCCGCUUGGUGCCGGGGGUGCCAGUCAGUGCCGGAUGGAUCAUCCAGUACCGAUGCCAUCCUGGCUUCCGACUCAAUACCACCCGAGUGGCUUCCAUCUGCCUGCAACGUCAGGGUGGGGCAAGGUGGCUACCACCUCUUCCUUCUUGCCUGGAAAGUUCUUACAAUUCCCGUUUCUUGCCCUCAAGAUUCGUUUGUGGCAAAUCAAGUCACCAUAGAACUAAAAGAAGAGUCGAUGGAAAGGUUUCUUCAAGAGGUGAAUGGCCAUGGAUGGUGAUCUUUGGCCACAGUAAGAGUGCCGACCCAAAAGAUGGUAUCCACUGGUUCUGUGCGGGCACACUAAUCACCACCCGGCACAUCAUCACUGCUGCCAACUGUGUGGCUGCGCACAGACGGAGACCAGCAGUUUUCCUUGCAAGAUUAGAUGACCUCAAUCUGGAUGACACUGUGCCAGAAGGAGUUCUACCGAUUGAAAUUUCUAUUGAGAAGAACAACAUCAUCAUCUACCCUGGUUUCCAGCCGAACGUCGUCUUCACUCACAACAUUGCACUGGUUAAACUGAAAUUCGACCUUAGAAUAACAAAUUCUGUAAGGCCAAUUUGCCUUCCUACACCAGACUUCAAGGAGAGGAGUUUCACGGGAGAAACUGUAUAUUUCACGAGCUGGGGUCAGACUGACGAUGAUAAUGAACGUAACCCAAAGAGAAAGAGACGUUUUGAGCCAGUCUUGCAUGAGAUCAGUGGCCAAGUUAUUGACCAGGAAAUGUGCAGUAUAAACUACCAAGGAUACCAGACAACCGACACUCCCUACAUCAUCAGUGAAGAGCUUAUCUGUGCGGCAGUAGCUGUCAACAAGAGUUGUCAGGGGGAUAUAGGCAGUCCACUGAUGCUGAAGCAUGACGGAAACUUCUUCCUGCUGGGAAUAGUUGCUACGGAUUACCGCUGUUUCGAUGAAUAUUAUCCCAGGCUAUUCACAAAGUUGUCUUUAUACAUGGACUGGAUUGUUGCUAAUCUUAAAUUUUAAAUACAAGUUAUUUGUAUUAAC